AUGGCCACCUCAAGCCAUCUCCUUCUCCUCCUCCUCAUCGCCACCGUCUCAUUUCUCACUCCCGCCGCUUCUCCUCAGUCGCUGACGCCGCAAGAUCACCAACACGCAGACAGAAUCAUCGAAGCGAUGAUCGGGGCCGGCGAUUUCCGCGACUGGGCAGCCGAUUUCCUCUCCGCCGUCGACGACCAAUUCGGAAUCCCACUCUCCGGCACCAUUUUCAUCCCCAGCGAUUUCGACGCCGCCGACGUCUCCUCCUCCAACGGCGACUCUACUAAUGCCGGUCGUCUCUCCGUCGCUUACCACAUCGUUCCUCAGCGUCUCUCGUUCGCCGAUCUCCGCCUCUUGCAACCUCUCUCUCGCCUUCCGACUCUUCUCCGCGGAAACUCAAUCGUCGUCACAAACAAUUCCGUUUCCGAUUUCACCCUCGACGGCGUUCUCGUCACCGAACCAGAUCUUUUCCUCUCUUCUUCCGUUGCAAUUCACGGUAUCGCUUCGUCGCUUGAUUUCUCUCGUUACGGCGAUUUCGAUAACGGCGAUACUGCUUUAGCCGAUAGUCUCCGUCCUCGGUCACAUCAUCUUCUUCGUCAUCGUCCUCUUCCUCUUCCUGCAUUCAACAGCAAUCAAACCUCUGCUUCUGCUUCCAUCGUACAUCAUUACUCAACAAGCUCGUUCUUGCUUCCAUUGGCUCUGGCGUUGUUCUGA
Messenger RNA from Thlaspi arvense, 702 nucleotides. Lineage: Eukaryota; Viridiplantae; Streptophyta; Magnoliopsida; Brassicales; Brassicaceae. The record is from the annotation of a GenBank genome assembly.